AUGAGUCGCAAGAUGUUUUACGGUUCAAAUAGCUUUAUAGGACUUGAGGAAGCAAUUGAAGCAGUCACAGCAGAUAGUGAUGAUGACCGUGCAUAUGAUUUGGCGAUAAUACCACCUGAUCCCAGUGUAGUGACUGACGAAGAGGAAGGGUCUGAUGAAGAGGAAGGGUCUGAUGAAGAUAUGGUGACAUAUACGUUGCCACGAGAUGUGCCCGGAAAUAUUGAGGUUUUGGUGCACGAUGAAGAUACUUUGUUGAGUGACUAUGAUUCCAGUGACGAAGAACCAUUGGCUUCAAAACGAGUUCGUCGACAGCCUAACAUUGAGCAGCGGCAGCAAACUCCAGCCUGGAGAAAAUGUUUACCAUCAUAUACUUUUGGCCAUCAGCAUACGUCUGAGGUGCAAGAUAAACAGAAUGCUAUAAAGGAACAGCUAAAAGACCAAAAUCCUGUACAGAUUUUUGAAAAAAUACUGGAUGAAGAAGUAUUACAGCUCAUAUUAUGUAAUAGUAUUUUAUACGCUAAUCAAAACAAUAUACACUCUUUUCAACUUGAUUUACCAGACCUAAAAAAGUUCAUUGGUAUUUUCAUUUUGUCGGGAUAUCACAAAUUGCCUCGGGAAGCAUUAUAUUGGUCUCUGGAUGAGGACGUCGGAGUUGCGCUAGUUUCAAGAGCAAUGUCGAGGAAUAAAUUUCGUGAAAUAAAAAGAUAUCUUCAUCUUGUGAAUAACGAUGAAGCAUCAAAUUCCAGAGAUAAAAUGUUCAAAAUUAGAUCCCUAGCAGACAUACUGAUGACCAAAUUCAAUCAAUGGGGUGUAUUUCAUGAAAAUAUUUCAAUUGAUGAGUCGAUGGUCAAAUAUUAUGGACACCACCCCAGUAAGCAAUUUAUACGAGGCAAGCCAGUGCGUUUUGGAUAUAAGAACUGGGUUGCUGCAAGUUUCACUGGGUACUGCUACAAAUUUGAUUUUUACUGUGGAAAAUCACUUUAUUCUUCUGACGAACCUUUGGGUACCAGAGUUGUGAAGUCUCUGUUGUCAAAAUUGGAUACCGACCCAAAAAAUCACAAAGUAUUUUUUGACAACUUUUUCACUAGCUGUAAUCUUUUGUUUGAUUUAAGAAAUCUGGGAUACUGCGCUGGAACAGUUCGUGAGAAUCGCACUAAAAAGUGCCCAUUGGCAGCCAUUAAGGAGAUGAAGAAGAAAGAGAGAGCGGCUUUUGAUUACAGUUUCGAUAUAAAUAAUGAACUGUUGUUGGUCAGAUGGAAAGACAAUAGUGUCUGCACGAUAGCUACUAACUAUGAUUACUUUGAACCAAUGGGCACGGUAAAAAGAUGGUGCCCAGAAAUGAGACAGAAAACCGAUGUAAGGAUUCCGCUUUUAUUUGAAAACUACAAUAAAGGUAUGGGUGGAGUCGAUGAGCUUGAUCAGUCCAUAUCAUUAUACAGGAUCGGGAAUCAUGGCAAAAAGAGGUGGUGGGUUUUAUUUACAUACUUGUUGGACAUGGCCGUUUCAAACUCUUGGCGUUUACAUGUUAUGAGCAAGGAUGACCCUAUGGAUCAACUCUUGUUUCGACGUAGUCUUGCCAGAUACUAUUUGCGACAAGAAACUCUAAAAAGAGCUAGACCAUCUUCUUCUUUGAUCGAAGGAUUGCCUCAAGAUGGUUCAAGCCACUACCCAAGGAAGCUUGAAAAGCAAUUACGGUGCGUCAUUUGCCAUGCAAGGGUCCGAUGGGAAUGCAAGAAGUGUUUGAAAACACUCUGCGUUGAAAAGUCAUGCUUCGAAAAAUUUCACACAUAA
This is a messenger RNA of Parnassius mnemosyne (clouded apollo), 1791 nucleotides long. The record is from the annotation of a GenBank genome assembly. Lineage: Eukaryota; Metazoa; Arthropoda; Insecta; Lepidoptera; Papilionidae.